Molecule: messenger RNA, 3669 nt
Organism: Cheilinus undulatus (humphead wrasse)
Lineage: Eukaryota; Metazoa; Chordata; Actinopteri; Labriformes; Labridae
Gene: mef2b
Product: myocyte enhancer factor 2b
Exons: 9
Coding region: 299-1555 (418 amino acids)
Biological process (GO): positive regulation of transcription by RNA polymerase II
Molecular function (GO): protein dimerization activity; DNA-binding transcription factor activity, RNA polymerase II-specific; RNA polymerase II cis-regulatory region sequence-specific DNA binding
Source: RefSeq, a predicted model, not a curated record
CCAAUGGCACAGCUGAGGAGGCGCUGUGAGAGCUGAGUCAGAGAGGCGGGCAGCAGCAGCCAGCUGUUAGAAAGCAGCGCUCCUGAACCAUCCGCUACUGCUACUGCACCAGGUGAAUAUCUCUACGUCAACACAAGAGCAGAGCAAGGAGACACUUCUGCAAAUCUGCGCUUUUUUUUUUCUCCUUUUCAAAAUUUGCGACUCUUCCCCCGCGUGACUGGUGUCUAUCAAGUGGGUGAAACUCGAAAGAUAAACAGAGAGAAGGAGCUCGAGAACAGACUCAAAGACGGCUGUAAAAAUGGGAAGAAAGAAAAUACAAAUUUCUCGUAUAUUGGAUCAAAGGAAUAGACAGGUGACUUUCACCAAGCGUAAGUUUGGUCUGAUGAAGAAAGCGUAUGAGCUGAGUGUGCUGUGUGACUGUGAGAUCGCCCUCAUCAUCUUCAACAGCACCAACCGUCUGUUCCAGUACGCCAGCACAGACAUGGACAAGGUGCUGCUCAAGUACACAGAGUACAGCGAGCCGCAUGAGAGUCGCACCAACACAGACAUACUCGAGACUCUGCGUAGGAAGGGUCUCGGUCUGGACGGCUCUGAGCUUGACAGUGAGGAGAGCAUGCAGGUGUCUGCAGACAAAUAUCCUGUCAGUGAGGGCAUGGACCUCUCUGUGGCUCGCCAGCGCCUCUAUGCCCCAUCACUUCUUCCCCCAGAGGCCCAGUUCCUGGUGUCUGCAGGCUGUGAGAACGGCUUCCCCAACUCCUCUGGAUCCAGCAUGGUGUCCCACAGACCUCAGGGCUUUAAAUCUCUGAGCUCCAGAACCAGCUCAACUAGCCCGGCUGCACCACACUCACACAGUGCUUUUAUGUCUCCUCACUCAGGUAUCGGCUACUCUGUGUUCUCCCAUGGCGGUCUGAACAGAGCUCUGGACAUGAAAAGCCCUCCUCCUCUGAACCUGGGCACUGAGAACCUAAGAGGAGAAGCUGCUAAUCAGGGCAUUGGGGCCACACGUGCCAACCACAGCUCUGCGAGAGGGGUCUUGUACCAGGGUCUGCACAGCAGCAGCUCCAUGGUAGCGAUGGGAAAGUCAGGGCUGCUGGGUCACAGUUUGGGGGGGUAUGGACUCACCGCUCCUGGAGCAUCUGAGUACAGCCAAGCUGGUUUCUACCACUCAGUUAGUCUACAAAGAGGAACAGUGAACCCCUGGCACCCAGCACAGCAACCUCAGGAGUCCCAUGGGCCUCAUAUAAGCCCAGGGAUGUCCACUGGAGGGUGCUCCUUCCCCUCUCAGUCGUGCUCCUCAUCCUCUCCACAUCUGCCAUCCCUCAACCUCAGCAUCAAAUCGGAGCGCAGCUCGCCUGAACACAUGUCCUCCCCUACCUCCCCCCCUCUCCACCACCUCAGGCAGCACUCUCCAAUGAGUAACCCCGAUUCUGCUUGCCACACUCCUCCAGAAGCCCGCCCGGCCAAUGAGACGAAAGAGUUUCCCAAAGUGGGGUACGAGGAGGAAGGAGGGCAGGCGCUCAGGCAGCUAGAGAUCAGUGAUGGGUGGCAGAGAUAGCUGCCUGCUGCAGUCCAACACCAUCUCCCAUUUAAUCAGCCAUCUUCCAUCAUAGCCCCCCCCCUCCCCACACACACACACACACACACACACACACACACCCCCCACACACAUAGAUAAAACACACAAGGUAGUGAGAUGGGAUGGAUCUAACCCCUGUCCUGCUUGAGAGGGCCUCCUCUCUCUGUUUCCUCACGCAGAGCUGGUCUCUCCUGAGCAAUGGCGAUUUUUGUCUGCGUCGCCUGGUUGAUCCUGUGAGGAGAAACAUGCAAACAGACAUUUGCUUUUUUGUUUGGUUAGCUUUAGGUUUUUGUGUGGAGCUCAUAGGAGCCAGAAUAUCAUUUGACAAGUGUGCUCUGUUUUUUUUUCUAACUCCAUUCAAAUAAACUAGCAGCACACUGGGACCAGCUGAAUAUCUAUAAAAACUGCAGAACCACCACAGCAUUUAGCCAGAUAUUAGGCCUACCAUCUCCCAACAUGAAACACAGAUUGCAAACAUCUGUGGAGGAUUUUUUUAAAAGAUUAUUUCACCAUUUUUUUGAAAACCUUUAAACCAGCAUUUCCAAAACUUCAGAAUGCUGCUGCUCAAUUUGAGACCAGACAAUCUACCAAAAAAAAAACCUUGUACAAUCACAACAUGAGACUCAAAUAUAAACCUUUUAUUUGUUAUAGAUAUUUUUAUUAGAAGGGAAUUUCAGUGGGAGUUUCAAUGUUUCUAAUACAUUGUAAAUGUAAAUGUACUUUGUAGCCCAGCAAAGUCUUCCCAAGUUGCAUUUAUAUCUUUAAAGAUACUGGCAAAUUCUUAAAAAUCAGGAAGUGAGCGGCUUAGGAGAGUGCAUCACAGAGUCACUAGUUAACCCAACUCCAGUUAAACAUGACAUCAAUUGCAUAGAUCAGACAAAAUAAAUGAUAAAACGGUGGCAUGCGUUAGAACCAAUGAUUGUUUUUUUUCGUUCCUUCUGAGUCUGGAAAUAAACAUGUUAUCAAGUAUUUUAUGAUCAAUUAAAACUAAUUCCCUUUUUUUUUAUUUCAGUGAUGUUUAGUGUUCAUGCAUGACCUCUCAUGGCCCACCUAAAGUAACUCUGUGGCCCCCCCAGUGGGCCCUGGCCCACACUUUGGGAAACACUGCUUUAAACAAUGUUUAUUUAAAAUAGAUUCCUUUAUCAUGCAAAUCUGACAUGAGAAAUUGCUGGGAACAUAAUCUAUGUCCUUUAUUCUGUGUGAAAUAUAGUCCUUCCUUUACUCGUUUAUGCUUUUUCCUGUAUAUUUGAAACCGCUCCGGUAAUGAGACUUUACAGUGAAGAAAAGUUUUUGCACAAAUGCAAAAAAAAAAGGUUGAAUAGUAAUGUAAAAAAGGAGUUCUGUUAGGGAUCUCUUCAAGGCCAGUAUGCAGGAGAAACAAUGAAUGAAUGAAUGAAACCUUUAUGACCUCCAGAGGAUACAUUUUGCAUGUAAACAAAAAGACAACAUACAGACAGAACAGCAUGAUUACAUGAAACAGAACCAAUAAAAUAUAUAUGGCCUUAUAUAAAACUAAAGUUUGUGUGCGUCAUCCACUGUGCAGUGCCACCACUGAUCAACAAACCAAAAGCCAAUGAACAUAUUCGGAGCUUUAGUUAUUCUUUGAAAACACACUUUGCUUUCAUAAUUCUGGGCGGUGGUCAGUGUGUCUCAGGGAGUUCAGCCACGCCUCCUUUUGAAAGCUUGAAAACGUCAUCAGUCUGUGUUUGUUUUUACGACUGAAAAUGUGGAUAAAAUAAGCUUUAGUGACUAUAAUUCCUCAUAAAAUAAAAAGUUUGAUCUUAGUAGUAUACUCCAAUGUUGGCACAACUUUACCAUACUACUCCAGCUAAAGACCAAAGUUUUAAAUAUUAUCCCACACACUGUAACAGCUGAAGAAAUGUAGUUUUCAUACUGGGGCUGUUUGGAUAAAAACUAGGGCUUUCUUAGUUUUUAUUAAGUUAAUUGCAAUUCAUCUCCUUUUUGGUUUCAUUGUGGGGUUUUUGUACUGUCCAAAACUAUUUAAAAAAAAAAGAGGAAUUCAGGGUAGAUUAAAAAUCAUGACAUGAACUUAACCAUGGAAAAAAAGAACUUGUUGUGGACUGAAAAGGAAG